Nannospalax galili (Upper Galilee mountains blind mole rat) is the source of this 1513-nucleotide messenger RNA. Its product is annotated as cytochrome P450 2G1. The coding region runs from base 29 to 1513 and encodes 494 amino acids. Gene Ontology annotation, molecular function: iron ion binding; oxidoreductase activity, acting on paired donors, with incorporation or reduction of molecular oxygen, reduced flavin or flavoprotein as one donor, and incorporation of one atom of oxygen; heme binding. Lineage: Eukaryota; Metazoa; Chordata; Mammalia; Rodentia; Spalacidae. The transcript is spliced from 9 exons. Gene Ontology annotation, biological process: xenobiotic metabolic process. The record is from RefSeq and is a predicted model, not a curated record. Gene Ontology annotation, cellular component: intracellular membrane-bounded organelle; cytoplasm.
CCAGGACACAAACCCUCAACUUGCAGCCAUGGAGGUCGGAGGGGUCUUCACCAUCUUCCUAGGGCUCUGCUUGUCCUGUUUGCUGAUCCUGAUAGCCUGGAAACGAAGGAACAAGGGAGGAAAGCUGCCCCCUGGCCCCACACCCUUACCUUUCGUGGGGAACCUGUGGCAAGUCCGCAUUGAUGCAACAUUUCAGUCUUUAAUGAAGCUCCAGAAAAAAUAUGGCUCUGUGUUCACUGUGUACUUGGGUCCACGACCAGUGGUUGUCUUAUGCGGACAUGAGGCUGUGAAGGAGGCACUGGUAGACCAAGCAGAUGACUUCAGUGGCCGUGGAGAAAUGCCUACAUUAGAGCGAAACUUUCAAGGUCACGGUUUAGCUCUUUCCAAUGGAGAACGAUGGAAGACUCUCCGGCGCUUUUCCCUGACUGUCCUUCGAAAUUUUGGGAUGGGAAAGAGGAGCAUUGAAGAACGGAUCCAGGAGGAGGCUGGCUACCUACUGGAGGAACUCCGGAAGACCAAGGGAGCUCCCAUUGAACCCACCUUCUACCUGAGCCGCACUGUGUCCAAUGUCAUCAGUUCUGUUGUCUUUGGAAGUCGCUUUGACUAUGAGGACAAGCAGUUCCUGAGCCUGCUGAGGAUGAUCAAUGAGAGUUUCAUCGAGAUGAGCAUCCCCUACGCACAGCUGUAUGACAUGUACUCUGGAGUCCUGCAAUAUUUUCCAGGAAGGCACAAUCGCCUCUAUUAUCUGAUAGAAGAUCUUAAAGAGUUCACUGCAUCUAGAGUGAAGAUCAACAAAGCAUCCUUUGACCCCCAAAACCCUAGGGAUUUCAUUGACUCCUUCCUCAUCAAGAUGCACCAGGAUAAAAGCGAUCCCCACUCAGAAUUCAACCUCAAGAACUUGGUCCUCACCACCCUCAACCUCUUCUUUGCUGGCACAGAGACCGUGAGCUCUACAUUACGUUAUGGAUUCUUGCUGCUAAUGAAGUAUCCCGAGGUAGAGGCCAAGAUCUAUGAAGAGAUUAACCAGGUGAUUGGACCACACCGGAUCCCAAGUGUGGAUGACCGGGUCAAAAUGCCCUACACAGAUGCUGUCAUCCAUGAGAUACAGAGACUGACAGACAUCGUGCCCCUGGGUGUACCGCAUAACGUCAUACGGGACACUCAUUUCCGAGGCUACUUUCUGCCCAAGGGCACAGAUGUGUAUCCCAUGAUUGGUUCAGUCCUCAAAGACCCCAAAUACUUCCGCUACCCAGAUUCUUUUUAUCCUGAACACUUCCUAGAUGAACAGGGACGCUUCAAGAAGAAUGAAGCCUUUGUGGUCUUUUCCUCUGGAAAGCGAAUCUGUGUAGGGGAGGCGCUGGCCCGUAUGGAACUCUUUCUCUAUUUCACCUCCAUCCUUCAGAACUUCUCGUUACGUUCCCUGGUGCCUCCCGCUGACAUUGACAUCACUCCCAGGAUUUCAGGCUUUGGCAACAUUCCUCCAAUUUAUGAGCUCUGCUUCGUGCCCCGUUGA